Ooceraea biroi (clonal raider ant) is the source of this 2252-nucleotide messenger RNA. RefSeq names its product Rabaptin-5-associated exchange factor for Rab5 (gene Rabex-5). Gene Ontology annotation, molecular function: guanyl-nucleotide exchange factor activity; DNA binding; small GTPase binding. The record is from RefSeq and is a predicted model, not a curated record. Gene Ontology annotation, biological process: vesicle-mediated transport. Lineage: Eukaryota; Metazoa; Arthropoda; Insecta; Hymenoptera; Formicidae. Gene Ontology annotation, cellular component: endocytic vesicle; cytosol.
CUAAUCGCACGCAGUCCAUGGCGGAGUUUUCUUUCUGCUCCCCGUCUGCUCCCCUCUUUGUUCUGUCAAUUCCCUCAGAGUUUGACAAAGUGUGAUGUCGUGACGAGGUGACGGAUGAUUGACAAGGCACCCGCUCGUCACGAUUAGACGAGCAACAGCGAUGACGUCUAAUUUCGACGGAGAUUAGGACGGAACGAACAUUCGAUACCCAUCAGCGCGUAUAUAUUCCACGUAUUAUAGGUUAAGUUAGAGUCGCAGUUUGCUGUCAGGUAUCCAGGACAGCUCCCUGCCGGCAGAUAGAUUCGUCCUGGUCGAACAUGUAUUCCACAAAGACACCGACUCUUCGGAUCGACGAGGCCGAUCUGAAGUGCAAAAACGGCUGCGGAUUCUAUGGCAAUGCGGAAUGGGAGGGUUAUUGCAGCAAGUGUCACCGCGAACACUUGCAGAAACGGCGCGCCCAAGCCGAGCGCGUGUCUCACGCCCAAAUUUCGGACACAGAUAACGCUAAUCGAUCGACAAGCGCGGGAAGUCACAAGUAUUACGAAGAGAAAAAGGUACAACAAGAAAAGAAGUAUAAGUUGUUAAACAUUUCGUUUAGGAAACCCGUUGCGAAAGUGCAAGGAUAUCAGGAACUGUACCACGAGCUCCUGAAGGACAAUACAGAUCUCGAGAAGGUUAAAGCGGAGAAUCGAGAUCUGCUGGUGUACAUAGCCAAGACUCUGGUGGAGAAGGACGUGAGAAAGUGCAUACACUCGUUUGUAGUGGACAUACUCCAGAACAAGGACAUCAAGAGGAUAGAGGAACUCUCGGAAAUCACGCAAAAUUUCUAUCACGUGUUUGGAAAGCGCCUGGAGAAUAGCACCAAAUAUGCAGACAUACCUACAGACAUCAAGGAGAAGCUGCUGGACUACGUGGAGAGGUAUGCGAUGACUUUGUUGUACAGGAUUCUCUUCUGUCCGCCGUUCACGACGGACGAGGAAAAGGACUUGGCUAUACAGAAAAGGAUACGACAGUUGAAUUGGGUCAGCGGCAAGAAUCUGGAAUGCAGGAUUCACGAGACGAGCUCGGAAGUUCGAGAACUCGUUUACACGUCCAUUACAGAUCUUCUGAACAUGGAUUCCGCGAAGGCUCCUCAAGAAAAAUUAGCAUGCGUCAUUCACUGUUGCAGGAAUAUAUUCCUAUUGUUGCAACAGUCUGUCGACGGACCGGCAUCCGCCGACGAGUUUCUGCCAGCGCUCAUAUUCAUCGUCCUGAAGGCCAAUCCUGCGCGCCUCAAGAGCAAUAUCAAUUUUAUUACGAGAUUCUGCAACGCCAGCAGAUUGAUGACUGGCGAGGGAGGAUAUUACUUCACGAAUCUAUGCUGCGCAGUGUCGUUUAUCGAAAACUUGACUGCGGAAUCCUUGAACAUGGCCGAGAAGGACUUCAACGCGUACAUGUCAGGAGAAUGCGUGCCAGCCAACACGUGGGAGUCGGCUCUCAUGAUAUGCGAGAGUUUGCACUUUAUGUGCGAAGAUAUAACUCUCUUGGACGGUCUACAAGCGAAGAAUGCCGAUAUCAUAAAGCAAACGGAGGAGCUGAAGAACAAAAUGAUGGAUUUCAAGGAGAAGAUCAAGGAGGACGUGAGCAAGGUAAUCGAGAGGACACCACUGCUAAUAUCUCACAGUCAGAGGGUGCCUACGAAUUUGGACAGCGAGGACGUCGAGAGCUAUCAGCUGCCGCCCCCGAUUAUUCCGCAGAUAUAUCCGCAUUCCAUCGGCGACAACCUGAACAACGGCGUGAUGACGGACCUAUCGAACGACCUGAUGAGAACGUCGUUGGUCGAGGACUCGGUAACGCCUUCGCCCACAUUCGACUUCCCAUCCUUCAUCGCCGACGACAGCCUGGAAGUCAGCAAGGCCGAGGACGAGACCAGCCUCAUCAGUCUCGACGCGCAGUCCGAUCUCGCGUCCGGCGAGACGCAGCUGUUCAAGAAACACAUGACCGACAGCCUGAUGGACGAGAGCCCGACGCCGGAGACGAAUUUACCGCCCGCCCUGAAGCCGAUCAGCUCCGAGGAUUACCACGGCUUCACGAUCCAAGGCUCGAACAUACCGACUAUACCGUGCAACACGGGCGACUCGUCCAUCACACCGGCGGACUUGGACUCGGAGAAUUAUUCCAAUUACUAUCAAAACAUGUAAUAUAUUGUAGAGAGAUGUAACGUAGGUAUUAUUUAUGCAAAGAAUGCUAAUAAACGAUUUUGAUUACGAUAA